Hymenoscyphus albidus is the source of this 1285-nucleotide messenger RNA. The record is from the annotation of a GenBank genome assembly. Lineage: Eukaryota; Fungi; Ascomycota; Leotiomycetes; Helotiales; Helotiaceae.
AUGGCGGCUCAGAAUGUUCAAGCUUCAGUACAAUUUUUGAAGUGGCAGGACCUCUACAACACAGAAAAACCCUUCAACAUCUUUCUCGACAUGCCCGCUGAAGUCAGGGAGCAGAGAAAGACCAACAUCGUUUUUGAGGACAUCGAGGUUUCCAUUGAAGAUAUACGUGGAAAAGAACACUUUUUUACUCUAGAUAACCAAGGAUUCAUGGUUUCCAAUCUUCCUCCGUUCACGGGAACACUUGACAAAGCUACGAUCCAGGGUGUACACCUGCCAGCAGUGGAAAACUUACUCAAGGAGAAAGUGGAAGGUGCAGAUAGGGUGUUCAUCUUUGAUUGGAGAGUCUGUUUGGACUUCUGGUGUUGCUACAACAGUCGCUGACCAAAUCUUAGGUUCGCCGUGGUGAUGAUGAAGCACACAAGAAAUUCAUCGACUUGCGGGAUUAUUCAGCUCCGUUGAAGCCGACGAAUGCAGCACAUAUAGGUAUGUCACUCCAUUUUAGGCCAUGGAGAUUUUUAAAUUAACUCUACCAGACACCUCGGCUAUUUCUGCUAUCAAGCGAGUGAAGCUCCAACUUGGAGAGGAAGCAUCCGAGGCUUUCAAGUCACGUAUUCGAAUUGUGAAGUAUGCUCCCUCUCUUAAUAGAAUAUUAACAUGCAGAAGUUAACGUGACUCUAGUGUCUGGCAACCAGUAAAUCACGUUGUGGAAGAUUGGCCACUAGCCCUAUGUGAUGGAAGCACUGUUGAUGCAUCCUCUCUUGUGGAGACAGACAUUGUGAGGGCUGGGCAUUUGAGUUCAAACCUAUAUAUAAUACAUCGAAACUCCAAUAGAUGGCACUAUCUCCCACAGCAAAAACUAGAUGAAGUCUGGAUCUUCAAGCAGUUUGACACAAAACCUGACGUUAGAGCGCACUGUAAGUUGGAAUUCUAAUUCCUCAAAGGAUUAUCUUUAAUCACUAACUUAACCCUCUUACAUUCAGAUUGCCCACAUACCUCAUUCAAGUCUCCUAUUGCAAGACCGGAUGCGAAAAGUCGACAAAGUAUUGAAGUGAGGGCUAUUGUUCUUACUGAUCCAUUAGCUUCUGUAUGAGUAGCGAAAUGAUUGGAGGAGAACCUUGCAAGUUUAUAUGGCUAUGUAAACCUUAACAUACCUAUUGAUAACAGUUCAACGAAAGCAACUGAUGAAACGAGAUAAUAGGAUGAUGACAAAAGAAAAUGAUAAAAUGAGUAGGAGGCCGGACGCUUUAGCCGAGGAAGCUUUAUUCAAAUCUUGCUUCCCUUCGUC